Messenger RNA from Spea bombifrons (plains spadefoot toad), 1242 nucleotides. RefSeq names its product histone H3.3A. Bases 110 to 520 code for a protein of 136 amino acids. Gene Ontology annotation, molecular function: DNA binding; structural constituent of chromatin; protein heterodimerization activity. Gene Ontology annotation, cellular component: nucleosome. NCBI's taxonomy places the organism in Eukaryota, Metazoa, Chordata, Amphibia, Anura, Pelobatidae. The transcript has 4 exons. The record is from RefSeq and is a predicted model, not a curated record.
ACGUGUUACGUAUCACGUCGUCCCAUAUAUAAGGAACGAGCACCGUACGGCGAGCUCAAAGGGAGAUUGGAUUUGUGGCGUUCUGGUGUUUGGGGAACAAUAAAAGACCAUGGCACGUACCAAGCAGACUGCCCGCAAGUCAACUGGUGGGAAAGCCCCUCGUAAACAGCUUGCCACCAAGGCUGCGAGGAAAAGUGCACCUUCCACGGGUGGUGUCAAGAAACCACAUCGUUACAGGCCAGGAACUGUUGCUCUCCGUGAGAUCCGUCGUUACCAAAAAUCCACUGAACUGCUGAUUCGCAAGUUGCCAUUUCAACGACUUGUGAGGGAAAUCGCGCAGGACUUCAAGACUGACCUUCGUUUCCAGUCUGCUGCCAUUGGUGCUCUACAGGAAGCCAGUGAGGCCUAUCUGGUUGGCCUUUUUGAAGAUACCAACUUGUGUGCAAUUCAUGCCAAGAGGGUGACCAUUAUGCCAAAAGACAUACAACUUGCUCGCAGGAUACGGGGCGAGAGGGCGUAACAAAUUGGAUUGUUUUACUAAACUGUGUAUAAUUGGUUUUUAAUCCUUUUUUUUAUUUUAUUAUUGGUAUGGAUCAGUUUCCUGUAUCUACAAAUCAUUCCAUCUGUCACUCAGGGUGAAUGCUUGAUAUCCUCAAAUGUCCCCUCGCUCUUAAACCUUUCUAGAGGCUUGGAGAGGGCAUCUGGUGCUUUAGUUUAUGCAUGUCAUUGACCCUUCCUCACACUUAGUGGUGCACUACCCAUUUAUCACUUACAUAGCUUAAAUAACACUGUUGCAUAGCUUAAAUAAUGGUAAGGUAUAGUUAGCGUUGUCUAGGCAGCACUUAUUGCAUAACAAUUUGUGGCUGUCCAGACUGGAGAGGGAAAGUGAGGGAUGUGUUUGUUCAGGUGCUUUUUCCAUAAUUGUGCCUAUAAUUUGAUCAGUGUUUUAACAUCGACUGUUAGUAUGACAUCACUGUGAAUAAUUUGUUUCAUAUCUUAACUACAGUGGGUUUUUUAAUGCAACUUUUUGUGCCCUGUUAAAGAGGACAUUUAGAGUGACCACAUGUUAGAGACCAGAUCCUGUAUCCUUACUGAAACUUGCUGGCUCAAAUCUGUGGGUAUCUCAUAGGUGCUUAACAGCAGAUUGAUGUGUUAACCAGGCAGCUACAGAACACAAUGUGCAUUUACAAGAGCUAUUUUAUAUAUUAAGUGUCAAACUUUAAAUUAAAUGUUUUACAUUCA